UGUUAUGCUUUCAAGCUACCUGGUUGCUAUCUUACCAACUUACCCAUUUGUUAUACUAUAAACUUACCCGCUUGUUAUACUUUCAACCUACCUGGUUGCUAUCUUACCAACUUACCCAUUUGUUAUACUAUAAACUUACGCACUUGUUAUACUUUCAACCUAACUGGUUGCUAUAUUAUCAACCAACCAAUUUGUUAUGCUAUACACUUAUCCACUUGUUAUACUUUCAACCUAUCUGGUUGCUAUAUUACCAACUUACCCAUUUGUUAUGCUUUAAACUUACCCACUUGCUAUACUUUCAACCUACCUGGUUGUUAUAUUAUUAACUUACCCAUUUGUUAUACUUUAAACUUACCCACUUGCUAUACUUUCAACCUACCGGGUUGCUAUAUUACCAACUAA
This is a messenger RNA of Lottia gigantea (owl limpet), 402 nucleotides long. RefSeq lists its product as hypothetical. Lineage: Eukaryota; Metazoa; Mollusca; Gastropoda; Lottiidae. The annotation marks the transcript as partial. The record is from RefSeq and is a predicted model, not a curated record. The transcript has a single exon.